Messenger RNA from Sabethes cyaneus, 6118 nucleotides. It is a transcript of the gene CDC50, whose product is annotated as cell cycle control protein 50A. The transcript is spliced from 6 exons. Gene Ontology annotation, cellular component: Golgi apparatus; plasma membrane; endoplasmic reticulum. Bases 141 to 1214 code for a protein of 357 amino acids. Lineage: Eukaryota; Metazoa; Arthropoda; Insecta; Diptera; Culicidae. The record is from RefSeq and is a predicted model, not a curated record.
AGGCGAGUGUCCGCAGUGUCGUACUUUGCGGAAAUUUUGAAAAAGUUUGGAUCUGGACUUUUGAGCCUUAUUUUGAAUAAAUUGAAGGCCGCAGAUUAAGGUUUAUUCGUGAUUUCAGUGGAGAGCGUAGGGUUCCUGCGAUGGCAGACACUGUGGAUAUUGGGGACAUUCCCAAAUCAAAACGGCCUUCGGAUUCGGCAUUCAAGCAGCAGCGGCUGCCCGCUUGGCAACCUGUGCUGACGGCCGGUACAGUUCUUCCGGCUUUCUUCGUGAUUGGAAUCGCUUUCAUUCCCGUAGGUGUUGCAUUGCUGUAUUUUUCAAACGCAAUUACCGAGUUUGUGUACGAUUAUACCAAUUGCGUUCAGGUAGGCAGCCUGAAUCGAACCUGCGCCGAGGUGCUAAGCUCUAAGGAAGCCGACGAUUGCCUGUGUUCGGUAAAUUUUACCUUGGAGAAGGAUUUCCUUGGCAAAGUCUACAUGUACUACGGAUUGACUAACUAUUAUCAAAAUCACCGGCGUUAUGUGAAGUCGCGGGAUGACGAUCAGCUUCUCGGCCGGUUGUCGACAACUCCUUCGAGCGAUUGCGCUCCGUUUGCUUACAGCGACGAUGCCAACACUCAACCGAUCGCACCAUGUGGUGCCAUUGCCAACUCUCUCUUCAGCGACACUUUCGAACUUUCAUCGGAAAAGUAUGGGCAGGUUCCACUGUUACGCACCGGAAUCGCUUGGCCAUCGGAUAAGAAAAUAAAAUUUCGCAAUCCAGAAGGUGAUCUCAGAGAAGCUCUGCAGGGAUUCGCUCGCCCUAGGGAUUGGCGAAAAGACCUCUGGGAAUUGGAUGUGGUUGAUGUGGACAAUAAUGGCUUUCAGAAUGAAGAUUUAAUCGUUUGGAUGCGAACGGCAGCUCUGCCCAGCUUCCGCAAGCUGCACAGGCGUAUCGAUCAUACCAGAAAAUUCUUCGAGGAUGGUCUGGGAAAAGGCAAUUAUACGCUUAAAAUCAAUUAUUCUUAUUCCGUUAGCGAAUUCGAUGGCACCAAAAAGAUAAUUCUGUCUACAACCUCCUUGCUAGGGGGCAAAAAUCCCUUCCUGGGAUUUGCCUAUAUCAUUGUGGGAAGUGUCUGUUUGUUACUAGGAAUUGUACUGCUGGUCAUUCACAUCAAAUGCAGUAAAAACACAUCCGGAAUCAAUAGCGUAAGUCAGCGCACGCCGUAUACAUAGGAGUUACUAUCGUUGAACAGCUAAAUCAUCCGAUUUCCACCCUUUGGUUGAUAGUUUAAGAUUUUGUUUUCUAUUGGUAAGUAAAACCAAUGCUGUGAGAGGACUAACGAACAGGAGCCUAAACUUUUGAACCGCAAACAGAUGUUUUAAUCUUAUUCAGUUAAGUUUGAAAUUUCUUUACUCUAUAGUGUUAAACUGUUGUUUCAUUCAUUCAUGCGUGACAGUGAAAAUUAUUUUUAAUGUGAAUGGCAGCUGUACUAGAAGUAUUGUUACUUUCCUCGAAAAUUAUUUCCUAUUCAGCGAACAACUGUUGUUAACAAUGAAGAUUUGCCAAAACCGUAGUCGCCAUGCAAUUUGUGUGGAAUAUGACAAAUUUUAUAUGACACCUAACAGAGCUCUUUUAUUGAAUUAGAAGCCUAAGGGGCUCUGUAGUUUUGACAAGCGAGUGGGCGUGAGUUCGCAUCUUACUGGAGAGUCUGAUCAUACGUUGUCAAGAGAUUUGAACACGAGCUUAUUCUCAGAUUGAAGCAUCUUGUCCAAAAGCAAAUUAUAAACUGGUUUUCGUAGUCCCCUGGCUCUAGAAGCGAGAUUGAUAUCGAACAGUAGCAAAAGCAUGAAAGAAAAUGCCCCAAUGCUCAAAAGUACAGAUGAUAAGCUACUCAACAGCAAUACUGAAAAAACAAAGUGCGGAAUACAGUAACACACCUGAAAGAUACGAUUAUUUAUUUACUUAUUUGGUUUUGCAUCUUAUGACUUUCCACAAUUCUCUCGGUCGUUGGCUACGGCUUCAUCUGGUUAUGCUCCUAGUUGUCUUGUUUUUACCGGUUUUUAAGCAAAGAUUAUCCUGCUCACUGUACGUCCCAUUUAAGUCACCUUUUGAAUACUGGGUUCACCGCAGAGCUGCACUUGUUCAUGGUUUUUUCUCCGCCUCCAUACUCUAUUCUCCUAUACGCCACAGAGGACUUUUCUUAGCACUCGUCUUUCGAAAAAAACUCCGAGUAAUGCAGGUUCUCCUCGAGCAAUGUCUACAUUUCGUGUCCGGAGAAAAAAGUCGCUCUAAUAAGGGUCUUGUACAGAAUAUACUUUGUGUGUGACGAGCAGAUUAGCUUUGCUUUUAUUUGUGCUCUUUCUGCGCAAGAUGAGUGGUUUUAAGAGAAAACAGUAUUUUUGAAUCAUUCGGAAGGAGAGCUAACGCUUGAAGAGAAAACAAAAGCACUUGGUCGUUGUGAGAAACAUAUGUAUCUGUCUCUUUACGGUUAAGAUGAGCAAAAACAAGCCUGAACCCGACAGAGGUCGCCGACUCCGUAGCAGACCCUGGAUACGGGCAGACCCUUGGAUGACGAGGAUAGGAUAUUAGGGGCGAUUGGAAAGUUGCAGCCCAAGCCCGACAAGCGUGAAGCCGACUUCUAAAUUCCGCCCAGAUUCGAUAAGCGAAUUGUUACCGAAAAAGUGAAGUAAAAGUAAAAAAGUAGGAGUUCGAAUGAACUCGACAAUCCGUCCGAAAUCGGCGCAUAGCACUUAGCACUGCGUUGCAUCCAUCGUAGUCUUAAUCAGUCCGAUCCCGGGGAAGACGUCCAUGAUUUUUUUAUAGCUCUAUGCGGUCGAUAGCAUUAUAAGCAGCUUUAAAAUCGAUGACCAGAUGGUGCAUGGAGUAUCUGUGCAUAAUCGGAGCAUAACGAUUUAUUCAGUCGUUGACUUUCCGACCCGACUGUUAAUUGGUGUAAAUCGCCGGAAGAUGAUUUGAAAAUGCACGUUGUAGGCGACAUUUAGAACGAUUCUGGAAGUCUAACUUUUCGCCUUCUUGUAGAUCUGGCAAAUAGCUCUACCCUUCCACUUGUUCGGAAGUUAUUCUGCAUCCCAAAUUCUUACGACACUCUGGACCCUGUUCUCACUGUCAUCUCAUCUGAACAGGGAUGGUUCGAUCACUUUGACUCAAUUUUGAUUCAUUUGACAGUACCGUCUAAAUGGGGUCAAAUAUGACAAAGUUAUGUAUGAGACAUUUGUAGAACAGGUUAUUAUCUAUAAUUUGGCUGAAUAAAGUUUUGCUGUAUCUUUUGUAGUUACGGCGCUACAAUGCUAGUAUCUUAUUAGUGACUAAAUGAACGUUCAUUUAGUCACUGAUGAGUAGCACCGUAAUUACAAAUGAUACAGCAAAACUUCGUUCAGAAAACUUGUAGAUUAGAACUAGUUCUACAAAUGUCCCAUACAUAACAUUGUCAUAUCUGGCUCUGCUGAGACGGUACUGUCAAAUGAAUCAAAAUUGAGUCAAAGUGAUCGAACCAUCCCUGCAUCUGAAGUGAGAACUCAAUUUGCGAUUCGGUACAAAUCAAAUAGAUGACUGUACAAAUCAAAUCGAAACUGUAAGGAGAGGUGAGGGUGAGUGAGGUGACUGAGAAUAGGAUCCUCUAAUAAACCCCGUUCCGAUGCCUUCGUUCCCAGGCGAUUUAUUGUUCUUGAGCUGAUCGAUGGCAUCCUUAACUUCGCCUGUCUUUGCGACUGGCUGCCACGAUUCGUAGCAUCAAAGAAAUUGUUUUCUCUACCGCCAUGUUUUUGUUCUAUCUAGGCGCUUUUCAGAUGUUCGAUGGAGGGUGCUACCUCUGCUCACCCCUCACGAUCAUCCGUCAAGAUAGUAUCAUUCUUAUCUCGAUACUUUCCGACUCGCGGUACAAAGCCUUUGCAGAAUGCAAUAAAUUUUUGGUACAACUAUCGCGUUUCCUAAGAACGUUUCAGUUGUUUGUUGUUCUAACUUCGCACACUGCUCUUCCAGCUGACGCUUUUGCCUUUUGCUCUCGUUUCAGUUGCCUCCAUAUUCUUCUGUCUGUGUCUUUUCACGUUCUAACGGGUGGUACUGCGCAACUUUGACGUCUGCGUAGCGUUCUUCUCAUUCAUUAGCCUUCUAUAUUUUUCGUCAUACCAGUCGUUCCGCAGAUUCUGUUCAAGUGACCAAGGAUGUUCGCUGCUACGCUGUCUAUGACUGUUUCGAUGGUGUCCCAACAUUUCUUGAGAAAGGCUUCGUACAGUACGCUUUCUUGUGAUAUCACGGCUUCGCGCGAAUGCGCGUAAUUCUCGGUGACGUCAGGCUGUUUCUGUUGCGCAAGAUUUAACCGACGCUGUUAUCGAUACCUAAUGCCGCUUAUAACGGAGAAUUUUGAACUCAUCUUAACCUGAGAGAGAGUCGCGGAGACGGUCUUCUUUUUCUUAUGCUUUGGCUGUUCUUCUUCUUCCUAUUACGUUUGCUUUCAUUUUCGGGCAAAUAAAUGAAACUUGUGCGUGAACAUCUCAUUGGGCGUGUGAAGUGUGCAUUUUAUAAUAACAUAUUUUGGUGUUAAUUGUUACACGGGCAUUUCAGUUUUUGCAAAAAUGUUAAUUUACAAUUGAGACAAACAAGACUAAUUCAAUUCCGAAUGUGUUUUUCACAAAAACACCGGCAGAAAACUUAUGAGAAUUAACAAUACUUUUCCAUUUUGGGACAACGAUAACGACUGGCUGCAUUUGACAGAUCGUACUGGCUGCAUUUGACGUUAGAAUUUUUCCUCUUCGCGAAUCUCUCUCAGAUCUUAACCAUUACCAAAUAAAGGUUGGAGUCAGCGUUAACGCAUCGAUAGGAUCUGACGUCCAUGAUGUCUAAAAUGAAAAGUGCCGGCAGUUAAUCAAAGCGAGGUCGAUCCAUUUUUCAAUCUGAUGUUGUGAUCUCCGGUGUAUUUUAGUUGGUGUUUUGAUUGGAAGAAGGUAUUACGUACGGGCAUAAACUGGUUUGCACUAAACUUUCCAAUCACCGGUUUGUAUUCCUGCCUCUAGUCAUUGAAAUCCCUGAUGACUAUCCUGCUGUCAUGUUUUGGGUCGAUGCUUCUACUGUGCGUAGAAUUCCUCCUUGUCAUUGUCAUUGUCAGUUGAGAAAUCGGCAAUUCAUAGCGUUGGUCAUUUUCUUUAUUUUUCGUUGUUGAAUGCUGGUGACUUACAGGGCGUUUAGUAUCAAACGGGGGGCCAUCGUAUACAGCUUUAUUUAAAAUCCUGCACUGAGACUUAACUAACACAGAGUUAAAACGACAUUUUGAGCUACUGUUAACAUAGAGAACAGACUAACAAGCGUUCUCGGUUAACAACAUACGAUAUCAAGUUCUUCCGCCCCCUUCUUACUCGCUCUUUUCUUGGUUAGUUAUAUCCUCGCUGAAGAUUGACACAGAACAGAUUUCGAAGGUUCCCGAGCUUACUAAAAUUUAGUAAUGUUGUUUUAAAGUACAUUUUGACUUGAACUAUAAUUAAAAAAACGCAACAGACUUUGCGUCAUUCUAUUCCAAGUGGAAUUCAACUUUUCGUUGCUGGAUGGGUAAGAUCAAAACAAGUUUUUCGAGGAAAGUUAACGACCAUCACAGUACAUAGCGGUAUUCUUUACGUUUAUGAUUUUAUGCUGCGUUCGUCGUUAGCUGUUCACACGUCGACCGUAUUUAUAGAGUAGGAAAACUAUGAAAAAAAAAUUAAAAGUUAAUGGUAAUUUGUAAAUUUAUGCAAAAACUAUCUUCGAUAAGUCACAUCGAUAGCACAUCAUUGUAGGAUUAGUGUCCCAGUCAGUGUGAAGUAUUAAUAGUAAUUACAAAAGAGAAAAUUUAUCACUGUUGAGCAUCAUUUUAGCAUAGCCUAGGACAGAGAGCUAUAAACAUCGCAGCACUACCGAGCUAAUUAAAUAUUCAAAUCGGAAUCACAUCAAUAAAGACUAGACUAGAAAGCCUUCUUCAAAAACGUUGUGCUAUAACCGUAAAAUUCUAGAAAACUAUAUCUAACCAAUCACAUUUUGCAGAACGAGGCCUUUGGUAGUGUUCGAACCCGUUAACGGUUAUUUUCGAAAAGAAGAACCACAUUCACAUUCACAAAACUAAGAAAGAAAGAAAAAAACCGUGAAAAUUUUG